UAUCGCUAGUGCUCUAUAUAUAGUCAGUCACAUUUCAUCAACCGUUUAAAAAGAGAUUAUAGGAAGAUCUUCUAAUAACAUCUGUUUGUGCCAUGGAAUAUUGGUCGAUAUUACCAUCGAUAGUGAUCGGUGUGAUCAGCAUUCAUUAUCUUUUUAAAAAUUAUAACUUUUUUAAAAGAAAUGGUAUUAUACACUUACCGCCUCUUCCAUUAUUCGGAUCCAUGACAUCGAUGGUAUUUCGUCGAAUAUCAUUUUUCGAUUUCAUACUGAAGAUAUACAAUUGCUAUCCAAACGCAAAGUAUUUUGGAUUCUACUUCACGACAACUCCAGUCUUUCUGCUUCGCGAUCUGGAACUCAUUAAAACCGUACUUGUUAAAAAUUUCGAUGCAUUUCCAGAUCGUCGAGAUUUCGUCUUUAACAAUCCUAUACUUGAAAAAAAUUUGUUUUCUCUUCACGGAGAAAAAUGGCGGAAUGUGAGAAAUCUGUUGAGUCCUUCUUUUACUUCCAGCAAAAUGAAAAUGAUGUUCACAUUGAUGUCCGAAUGUGUUAUGAAUUUUACAAAAUUUCUGUCAACAUUGUCAGCAGAUAAAGGCGAUAUAAACAUGAGAGACGUCUGCUCUAAAUAUACAACCGAUGUCAUUGCUACAUGUGCAUUUGGAAUCCAACUCAACUCUAUGAAAGAUCCAACAAACAAAUUCCAUAUUUACGGCAAGGAAGCGAAUAACUUCACAGUUCUUCGCGGUAUAAAGUUCUUUUUUCUUGGAACAUUUCCAAGACUCGGACGAAUUCUCAAUUUGAAAAUUAUGAACGAUUGUGUUUCGGACUUCUUCGAGGAUAUUAUAAGAACUACAAUCGCCACCCGUGACGCAGAACACAUUACACGUCCGGAUAUGCUGCAGUUGAUGAUGAAUAUCAGAGACAAAGAAGGUCGUAGAAAACUAGACAUCGAUGACAUGAUUGCGCAAGCGUUCAUCUUUUUCCUUGGCGGUUUCGAAACCAGUUCAACCGCAAUGUGCUUCGCAGCUCACGAAAUUGCAGCUAAUCCAGAAAUUCAGACGAAAUUACAACAAGAAAUCGACAAAGCUUUAGAAGAGUCGAAUGGAGAAGUGUCUUACGAAACUAUUAAUCGGCUCGAAUAUUUAGAUGCGGUGGUAUGUGAGGCUCUUAGAUUAUAUCCACCAGUCGCAGUCUUAGAAAGGAUUUGCGAAAAAACUUUUGAAUUACCACCCGCAUUGCCGGAUGAAAAACCUUUUAUCAUGAAAAAAGGUAUGCUUGUUAUGAUUCCAGUUCUUGCAAUCCAUCGUGAUGAAAAGUAUUACGAUAAUCCGGAGAAAUUUGUUCCACAAAGAUUUUUAAACAACAAAAUGCGUAAUUCUUCAUGUUAUAUGCCGUUUGGAUUAGGACCGAGAAUGUGUAUAGGUUACAAAUUUGCCAUGUUGGAAGUCAAAGUCUUGCUUUUUCACUUAUUAGCGCGAUGUGAACUGAAACCAUCUGUGAAAACUACGUUACCAAUGAAAUAUCGCAAAGAUACAAUAGUAAUGGUGCCGGAGAAUGGAUUUUGGUUGAAUAUUCAGCGUAGAAGAAAUAUGCAUUCUGUAUUGGAAUCUACAGUAAUGGGAGCCGCAGGAAACAUUUCGAAUACGUAGUAGUAACAUAGUAACAUACAUUUUAUAAAAAAUUAUAAUUAUUCUUUAGAGUGUUUUAAGGCAUG
This is a messenger RNA of Trachymyrmex cornetzi, 1711 nucleotides long. RefSeq names its product cytochrome P450 9e2. The transcript has a single exon. Lineage: Eukaryota; Metazoa; Arthropoda; Insecta; Hymenoptera; Formicidae. Gene Ontology annotation, molecular function: heme binding; monooxygenase activity; oxidoreductase activity, acting on paired donors, with incorporation or reduction of molecular oxygen. Bases 93 to 1646 code for a protein of 517 amino acids. The record is from RefSeq and is a predicted model, not a curated record.